Messenger RNA from Vidua macroura (Pin-tailed whydah), 1504 nucleotides. RefSeq names its product tRNA methyltransferase 13 homolog (gene TRMT13). Bases 1 to 1431 code for a protein of 476 amino acids. The record is from RefSeq and is a predicted model, not a curated record. The transcript is spliced from 11 exons. NCBI's taxonomy places the organism in Eukaryota, Metazoa, Chordata, Aves, Passeriformes, Viduidae. Gene Ontology annotation, biological process: tRNA methylation.
AUGGCGGCGCGGGGGCCGCCGGGAGCGGCGAUGGCGGCGCCGGAGCCGGAGCCGGGGCGCUGCGCUCACUUCGUGCUGAGGAAGAGGCGCUUCUGCAGGAUGAUCCCGGCGCCCGGCAGGCGCUUCUGCGGCGAGCACGGGCACGAGGAGGAACAAAAUGACAGAAAAAGAAUUCCGUGCCCUCUUGAUCCAAAACACACUGUAUAUGAAGACCAACUACAAAAGCAUUUAAAAAAAUGUAACUCAAGAGAGAAGCCAAAGCCUGUCUACUUUGUUCAAGAUAUUAAUGCUGGUUUAAAAGAUGUAGCAGAAAUACCAGAAAAACAAGGUCCUCUAUCUUCUUUAUCUCUUGAAGAGCUGCAGAAUUUAAUUAUCAAGCUGAAAAAAGCAAGCAAUGGCCUGGAACUUCAUCUUAAGGAACAAAUACUGUCCCACCAAGCUUUACAAGAAGCCUUAAGUGACCCAAAGAAUGGGGAAUCUGCUUUCAAACACCUGAAACAACAGGCUUCUAUUUUAGGUAACAUGGAAAAAUUGCAUUUACUUGGUCCAGGAAGGUGUUUUGUUGAGUUUGGAGCUGGGCGAGGAAAGCUGUCUCAUUGGGUUGAUAUUGCCUUAGAGAAUGUUGAAAAUGUUCAGUUUUUGCUUGUGGAAAGGGCAACCACAAGAUUCAAGGUGGAUGGAAAACACAAAAGGAGAGAUUCUAUAUUUGAGAGGCUUCAAGUAGACAUUCAGCACUUAUGUUUAAAUAAGGUACCUAUCUUGGAGAAGAAAAAACUACCAGUGGUAGGAAUUGGGAAGCAUUUGUGUGGUGCUGCAACAGAUCUUGCUUUGAGAUGCUUGGUUGAAAGUUACACCACUUGCUGUGAUGGAGAAGAUGAAGAGCCUGCACCAAAACGCUGCAGGGCUGCUCAGACAGAGCUGGCUCCUCACAAAUCUGCUGGUAAUGAAAGCACCACAGAAGACCGUAAACCUGUAGCUGGAAUUGUUAUUGCUCUGUGUUGCCAUCACAAGUGUGACUGGACACAUUAUGUAGGCAGAGAGUUCUUUAAAUCAGUAGGACUGGGACCAGUAGAAUUCCAUUAUUUUCAGAGAAUGAGUAGUUGGGCCACUUGUGGCAUGCAAGAAACCACAAGCAAAACUUCUACAAGUGAAGACAGUGAAGAUCAAACUAAUGACACAGAAGAACAUGAGCACACACUCAGCAGGACAGCAAGUGGUUCUGAUACUUUACAAGGGAUACUGAGUGCUGAGGAGCGGAAGGAGAUCGGUUGCCUCUGCAAACGGCUGAUUGAUCACGGACGGAUGGAGUAUUUACAGCAGCAAGGAUACAAGGCUGCACUGCAGUAUUAUACAGAGUCUGCUGUGUCCUUGGAGAAUGUCCUGUUGACAGCUGUCCCAAAGCCUUCUUUGAUACCAGAGCCAACUAUAUGACAGGAGAUAGAUUUGGAAUUGGUAGGGAAAAAACCAAACCCUCUAAAACUCAUCUGGGUUUUUUUUUUAAAAA